UUCCCAAUGGGUAAAAGCGGCCCAACUCUUGGUAAGAAUGGGGGGAGUUUACUGCAGUGCGCCAGUGCCCCUGAACCAAGUCGCCUUACCCGACACAGAUUCAUGUGUUUUAUAUGCUUUUUGGAUGCUCUUAAUGAACAAAUCUCCAUUUCUUUGGGAGGUCCUGAUAAAACAUCGUUGAACUGUCAUUGGUUACAGAGGGUGGCUAAGCUGGUACCUAUCCGUAUUGCGCAUAAAGGAUGUCGAUGCCCACAAGGCAGACAGCAGUGGUUGUAUCUUUAUGAUCCCCUCCACACUUAUUUUUUCCUCAAAAUUGUCCUAAACUUUUCACUAAUGGUGACCAUUUUACGACCAUCGAGUUACCCAGUACCCACCACUUCACUCCACCUGUACUGCUCUUCAAAUCAGAGAAGGAAACAGAGACAAUUUUUGAGACAACGAAAACACCGGGAGCAACAAUUGAACCAAAACAAAAGGGGUUCCCUCUCGUUCCCAAAAUCCUACCCAACCCCUCUCCUAACUCAUCACCAACCCCACACCCAGACCAAACUCCAAGCACUCGACUCCGUCCUCGAAGAGCUUGAAACCGCUCUGAAGAAUCAUGUAAGAGUCGAUAUUGAUACAUUUGCUUCCCUUUUAGAAACAUGUUACCGCCUAAGAGCUGUAGACCGAGGCAUGAGAAUCCACGGUCUUAUACCCACCAACCUUUUACGCAAAAACGUGGCGCUUUCGUCAAGACUGCUCAGGCUUUAUUCCUCUUUUGGGCUUAUGGACGACGCACACCAAGUGUUCGACGAAAUGGAUAGGAGAGAUAUGUAUGCAUUUCCGUGGAAUGCGCUUAUGUCAGGGUACGCAGAAUUGGGUUUGUAUGAAGAUGCCAUGGCACUUUACUUUCAAAUGGAGGAAGAGGGGGUUGAGCCAGAUCGUUUCACAUUCCCUCGCGUUUUGAAAGCUUGUGGAGGAAUAGGUUCUGUUCAACUUGGAUUGGCGGUACACCGCCAUUUGGUGCGCUUGGGCUUUGGAAAAGAUGGGUUUGUGCUUAAUGCGCUUGUGGAUAUGUAUGCCAAAUGUGGUGAUAUUGUCCAGGCUAGAAGGGUUUUUGAUAAGGUUGAUUGCAAAGACUUGGUUUCGUGGAAUUCAAUGCUCACUGGUUAUAUUCGUCACGGGCUUCUAAAUGAAGCUCUGGAGAUCUUCCAUGCGAUGAUCAAACAAGGAUUUGAGCCGGACUCAGUGGCUAUAUCGUCCAUCCUUGCCUGUGGGUGGUCCUUAAAGAUUGGAAUUCAAAUUCAUGGGUGGGUUGUUCGACAGGGAAUUGAAUGGGACUUGUCCAUUGCUAAUUCUUUGAUUGUUCUCUAUGCCAGUCAUGGGAAUGUAGAGCAAGCACGUUGGUUGUUUGAUCAAAUGCCUGAUAGGGAUACCAUUUCAUGGAACUCUAUAGUUUCUGCUCACUCUAAAGAUCCCAGAGUGUUACAGUAUUUCGAGGAUAUGGAGAAUGCUGGUGUUUUGCCUGAUGCUAUAACGUUUGUGUCGCUGUUAUCAGCUUGCGCUCAUUUGGGUUUGGUGAAGUUCGGAGAGAGACUAUUUUUGCUGAUGACUGAAAAAUACGGGAUUACGCCCAUCAUGGAACAUUAUGCUUGCAUGGUAAAUCUUUACGGGAGGGCGGGGAGGCUUGAUGAGGCCUAUGCUAUUGUAGUGAAAAGAAUGGAGUUUGGGGCUGGUCCAACCGUGUGGGGAGCAUUGCUAUAUGCUUGUUACUUACAUGGGAAUGUAGAUAUGGGAGAAAUUGCCGCUCAAAAUCUUUUCGAAUUGGAGCCUGAUAAUGAACAUAAUUUUGAACUUCUGAUGAAAGUUUACAGCAAUGCUGGUAGGUUGGAGGAUGUGGAGAGAGUCAGAAAAAUGAUGGAAGAUAGAGGAUUGGGAUGGUAGAUCACGUGGGGGUUACUAUUAAUUCACAGUACCAAUGACUUGGAACAUUUUAAAUUACUUGGAACUCUAAUGCAGGUGUGCGAUACUAGGUACUGUUCUGAAAACUAUGCUGAAUACGACUUGGGAUAUAAUCACAUGAUCAUUCCUGAUGUUCAUUAUUUGUAAUUUUAUAUUGUAAUCAUAAAGUAAUUUUUGUACACUUCCUGGCUUUAGAGGGUUAAUGAAAAUUUCUUUA
Messenger RNA from Tripterygium wilfordii, 2161 nucleotides. Its product is annotated as pentatricopeptide repeat-containing protein At4g25270, chloroplastic-like. NCBI's taxonomy places the organism in Eukaryota, Viridiplantae, Streptophyta, Magnoliopsida, Celastrales, Celastraceae. Gene Ontology annotation, molecular function: RNA binding; protein binding. Gene Ontology annotation, biological process: RNA modification. The record is from RefSeq and is a predicted model, not a curated record.